UGGAUGUACUUUGGUAGUAUAUAGAGUCCCUGCUGUCCAUCGGUUUUCGAAUUCCACCGAGUGUAUCUUGAUCUCCAUCAGUCAUUUGUUACAUCUUUUGCCCCAAACCAACAACAAGUUUUUUUUUGGCCUGAACAUACUGCGCCGAAGAUCUGAUUUGAUAGGCGAAAUCGAGUCGUGUAUGCGAUGUUUUAAUUUUCAUUGGGCUACUCACCGAUCUUCGAGCUUUUGCUGUUUCUGAGUUUUGAUAUAAAAGGUUCUAACAGAAAGGCUAGUGACUGGAGGGGAAUGUGAUUUGCAUGGGUGACGAUGCCAGAGUUGUGUAGUGGAGCACGGAGAUCAAAGCGGCUAGGUGAUCUCCAGUCUGCCCCCCAACCCACCAACGGACAAGAAGAAAAUUUGGCUUUACCCACACAGAAUAGAACCAGAAGGAGAGGUGGAGGCGGCGGUGGAAGGGGUAGAGGUAAUGCAACAGCUGUAGCAAAAGGACCUUCAACAGGAGUUCGUGGGAGGCCAGCUGGUGGUGGUAGAGGCAGGGGGGUUAGGUUGAUAGAUUUAGAUCCAGAGCCACCUUGUGAGGCACCUCAAGCUGUUGCAGGUGUAAUCAGGGAACCUACUGCUAUUAAUCGAAUUGAAGGUGCUGCAAACAAAGAUAUUGCAAUGGAAGGUGGCAGUGGAGAUAAUAAAGCAGUGGGAGUCGAAGAAGAAGGAAAUACAACUCCCGUACCUGAGAGGGUACAAGUCGGCAAUUCUCCUCAGUACAAGACCGAAAGGAAGCUAGGUAAGGGUGGGUUUGGCCAAGUCUAUGUUGGCAGGAAAAUAAGUGGUGGUACAGAGAGAACAGGACCAGACGCGGUUGAGGUUGCCUUGAAGUUUGAGCACCGAAAUAGCAAGGGUUGCAACUACGGCCCUCCGUACGAGUGGCAGGUGUACAACACUCUUAAUGGAUGCUAUGGAAUUCCAAUGGUUCACUACAAGGGCCGACAGGGAGAUUUCUACAUUCUGGUUAUGGACAUUCUUGGACCAAGUCUUUGGGAUGUUUGGAAUUCUUUGGGGCAAUCGAUGUCACCAAAUAUGGCUGCCUGCAUUGCAGUGGAGGCAAUAUCUAUUCUUGAAAAGCUUCACUUGAAGGGGUUUGUCCACGGAGAUGUGAAGCCUGAGAAUUUUUUACUUGGUCAGCCAGGAACAGCUGAGGAAAAGAAGCUGUAUCUUAUCGAUCUUGGGUUGGCUUCGAGGUGGAAAGACUCAGCAUCUGGUCAGCAUGUAGAAUAUGACCAGAGGCCUGAUAUAUUCAGGGGGACUAUAAGAUACGCCAGUGUCCAUGCACAUUUAGGUAGAACAGGAAGUAGAAGAGACGAUCUUGAGUCUCUGGCAUACACACUAAUUUUUCUCAUAAAGGGAAGGUUGCCUUGGCAAGGUUAUCAGGGUGAUAACAAGAGUUUCCUUGUCUGCAAAAAGAAGAUGGCUACAUCUCCAGAGUUAAUGUGUUGCUUUUGUCCGGCACCAUUCAAACAGUUUCUCGAAGCUGUUACUAAUAUGAAGUUCGAUGAAGAGCCAAAUUAUGCAAAGCUUAUAUCUUUUUUUGACAGUUUAAUUGAACCAUGUACAUCACUUAGGCCAAUAAGAAUUGAUGGAGCUCUCAAGGUUGGUCAGAAGCGUAGCAGGCUGCUCAUAAACUUGGAGGAAGAUGAACAGCCAAGGAAGAAAGUACGACUGGGUAGUCCUGCUAACCAGUGGAUUUCAGUGUACAAUGCUCGCCGUCCCAUGAAGCAGAGAUACCACUACAACGUUGCAGACACUAGGCUAAGCCAGCAUGUAGAGAAGGGGAACGAAGAUGGCUUAUAUAUUAGCUGUGUGGCUUCUGCUGCAAAUCUUUGGGCCUUGAUAAUGGAUGCUGGAACGGGUUUCAGUUCCCAAGUCUAUGAUCUUUCAGCAGUUUUCCUUCAUAAGGAUUGGAUAAUGGAACAGUGGGAAAAGAACUUUUAUAUCAGCUCAAUAGCUGGUGCAACUAAUGGAAGUUCCUUGGUGGUUAUGUCUAAAGGAACUCCUUAUACUCAGCAGUCUUACAAAGUAAGUGAAUCAUUUCCAUUUAAAUGGAUAAACAAGAAAUGGAAAGAAGGGUUCCAUGUGACGUCCAUGACUACUGCUGGGAGUCGUUGGGGUGUCGUGAUGUCCAGGAAUGCAGGAUACUCAGAACAGGUUGUUGAGCUUGACUUUCUGUAUCCAAGUGAAGGAAUCCAUAGACGGUGGGAGAGUGGUUACAGAAUAACAUCAAUGGCUGCCACUGGCGAUCAAGCAGCUCUCAUAUUGAGUAUACCUAGACGCAAAGUGAUGGAUGAAACUCAAGAGACCCUUCGGACUUCUGCAUUUCCAAGCACUCAUGUAAAGGAAAAGUGGUCCAAGAAUCUCUACAUUGCUUCAAUAUGCUAUGGGAGAACCGUGUGCUGAUCAUUCCUUUAAAGCUGAAAGAAUUCCUGCAUUUUUUGUUGGGGGUUGCGAUCUCUUGUGAUGUAUUAUGGUAAAAACUGCAGAGGUGGGCUAUCCAGAAUUUGCUUGACUGAAUGGAACAGACAGCAAUUGCCAUAGGCAUAAAACUGAUUGGUCUUGGCAUCAUUUAAAUGGCCAAGAAUGUAUGAGCAUUCCAUCUAUCCCUGUUGUACUCCACUUAUUUGUGUAAAAUACACAUUUCAUCACCUUUUUUUCAAAUUGUGUCCAAAUCUUUUGCUUCAUGGUAAUGAAUAAUAGUCCCAAGAAACCAAUCUCUUUUGGUUUAACCAACCACAUUUUCUGCCAAG
Cuscuta epithymum is the source of this 2795-nucleotide messenger RNA. The record is from the annotation of a GenBank genome assembly. Lineage: Eukaryota; Viridiplantae; Streptophyta; Magnoliopsida; Solanales; Convolvulaceae.